ACCUGUACAUGCCGUAGUGGCUGGACUGGUCCUAACUGCGACACUUGCUUUACUGGAAAGUGUAAUGCCCUUUCGGUUGUGCUUUAUGUCUUGCCUACUGCUGCUGGAAUUCAUCAAAAAGAUCACGACAUUUUGGUCUUUGGCAAUGAUUUACCUUUCGUACCAUCAAAGCGUUAUACGUGUCUUUACGGCAGCACAGCAUCGGACGGCUUCUACACCUCAUCCUCGUUGGUACGCUGUAAAAUUCCGGAUAUGGCUCUCCCGGGUCGAUAUCUGUUCAAUGUCAUUCCGUACGGUUCCGAUAGAGCAGUCCCAUUUCUGGAUAGACGUCUGAUACAUUUCACUCUAUAUAAUGAAUGCAAUCAGGCAGAGUGUAAAGGAUAUUGUGUUGGAGCCAUAUGUGUUUGUCCAGCGAACCGCGAUGGCUCACUUUGUGAUCAAACAAGGAUUAUUCCAAAAGUCGAUCGUGAAAUUCUGGAUAACGAGAAGGUUACUGAAGCCAUAGAAGGUCAGCCAUUCAGCGUCAAAAUGCCGGCUCAAGUACGUCUGCUUUGA
This is a messenger RNA of Gongylonema pulchrum, 555 nucleotides long. NCBI's taxonomy places the organism in Eukaryota, Metazoa, Nematoda, Chromadorea, Rhabditida, Gongylonematidae. The record is from the annotation of a GenBank genome assembly.